Messenger RNA from Penicillium cataractarum, 2076 nucleotides. RefSeq lists its product as uncharacterized. The record is from RefSeq and is a predicted model, not a curated record. NCBI's taxonomy places the organism in Eukaryota, Fungi, Ascomycota, Eurotiomycetes, Eurotiales, Aspergillaceae. The transcript is spliced from 3 exons. Bases 1 to 2076 code for a protein of 691 amino acids. Gene Ontology annotation, biological process: poly(A)+ mRNA export from nucleus. Gene Ontology annotation, molecular function: RNA binding; protein binding. Gene Ontology annotation, cellular component: nucleus.
AUGAAGACCAUGAAGUCCCGCCGCUCGGGUGGUGACCGCGGGGGCAUUCGCAAGCGGGGCCCAACUCGCACCGAUCGAGAUGGUGACAUGGACAUGGAUGGACCCGGUGCCCGUGGAGGCAAGAGAGGCCGCGGUGGUCCUAGUCGUCCGACUGGAUCUGGUUCCGGCUCCGGCGCUGGCGCUGGUCGUCCCGCUCGUUCUGGCGGUGAUCGGCCCCAAGCACGCGACAAGACUCUGGACGCCAUUCAGAGGGCAAUCACAAAUACCCGGGACCAGGCCAAUAUCCGACAGGGAAAGAACAAUGCUGCAAGCAACCUGGAGUCAUUCAGCGUUCGUGGCUGGAAGACCAGCAAGGUCUCAUCCCAUCGUGACGGCGGCGUCGAAAACCUUAUCGCAUUUCUCGAGAGACGAAUGAACGCCCAUAGCAAAUCAGGACCCCGCGCUAGAGUUACAAAGUCGCGUGUCGAAGGCGACUCUCUCGUGGUGUCUGUUCGCCCCGAAUUGGCGGACAGGAUGCUCCGGCUCAAUGAAAGUCUUUUCGCAGGAAUCCACCUCGUCGUGGAGCCCUAUGACGCCUCUUCGAGCGCCGCUCUUGAUCGCGAAUUGGGUACCACCUCCGGCACUUCCCCUUCGACCGCGGAUACCAAGUCCAAGAUGACGAUGAUCCUGUCCAAGCGUUACUAUCCGGAUACCAAACUUCUCGACCUCUCGAAACUCUCCUCCGAUCCAGACCUGGUAGCUAUGGGCAUCUUCAACCAGACUUCGACUGAGUCCAAGUUCUUCCCUGCCCUGAUGAAGGUCUGGGAGAUGGGAUUCACCAACACAGCCCAGCGACGAGAGGCCGUGGAGAGUGUCAGUCUCGCUCACAACCAACUCACUGCUGUCACUGCCGUGACCACUCUCUCCCAAACCUUCCCGGAUAUCAAGAACCUGGACCUUUCCCACAACAACCUCAAGGACUACCGCUCGAUGAGCGCAUGGCGCUGGAAGUUCCGCAACCUCGAGUUCCUGGAUCUGACAGAGAACCCUUUCAGUGCUGAGCCCAAUUUCAAAGAAACCCUGAUGAAGUGGUUCCCGAAGUUGCAAACGUUGAACAACGUUAUUGUUCGCACUGCCGAGGAGAUCGCAGCUCAGAAGAAGACCCCCAUUCCCGUUCAAGCACCACACUUCCAGGAUGAUGGCCAGAUUGCGGAGAACUUCAUCCGUGCCUUCUUCACCCGCUACGACACCAACCGUGACGAACUCGUUAAGAGCGUCUACGACCAUCAAUCCGAAUUCACCAUCAACGUCAACACCUCGGCACCCAAGGCCCAGCAGACCGAAUCGGCAGGCUGGGACCCGUACAUCAAAAAGAGCCGCAACCUCCUCAAAAUCAACCACCUUCCUGCUCGCAUGUCGCGUGUCUACAAGGGUGCGGAGAAGGUCCUUGAACUCUGGAAGAGUCUCCCGGAAACUCGUCACCCUGAUAUGACCGCCCACCCAGAGGAGUAUCUGAUCGAAUGCCACCCCGUCCCCGGGCUUCCCGAUCCUACUGGACAGAGCCCUACUGGUGUGGGUGGUCUGAUGAUCAUGGUUCACGGAAAGUUCGAGGAGAGUGUUGGAGGCAAGGUCGAGACCCGCAGCUUCGAUCGGACCUUUGUCAUUGGCCCCGGUGGUGGAAUGGGCGGUAUUCGCGUCAUUAACGACAUCUUGUGCCUUCGGGCCUACGGUGGCCAUGAGGCCUGGAGCCCGGAGAACCAGGCCAUUCCUUACGCAGUUGCCCCCGCCGCCACUGCCGCUGCUGCCGCUGCUGCCCCCGUGGCUGUCCCUGCCGCCGUCCCUGCUCCUGUGCCCGCGCCCCUCGCCCAGCCCGGUAUCCCCCAUGGAUACGGUGCCCCUGCUCCUGGAAAAACGGACGCCCAAGUCCAGCAGGAACAGUUGGUGGCCCAGAUGAGCGCCAAGUCAGGCAUGACCCUCCAGUUCUCGGAGAUGGCUCUUUCCGGCAAUGGCUGGAAUUUGGAUGCUGCGUGGAAGAACUUUGAGGAGCUCAAGGCUUCGGGGACUCUUCCCGCCACCGCUUUCCUCUCUCCCGCCUAA